UUUGUGAAUGACAGAUUUCACACUGACAGAAAAGAGAAAACCAACCCAGUAGAUUCCUCUUUGACCAACCUCUUAAAUUUUUGAUAAGUAGUUACUUGGUAGUUAUACUCAAAAGAAUCUAGAAAGGAAAAUAAUUUGCCUCGUAAUUUACAAUCUAAUAGUUUUGAAUCAUUUAUUUAUAUAGAAAAUGUCCACUGAAACACAAAAUGUGCCGGUUUCUCCAGAAGACAGUCAACUAGCAGAAAUAUUCAAAACUGAAGCUAAUGAAGCAUUCAAAAAACAAGAUUUCAAUUCAGCAAUAGAUCUGUAUACUAAAGCAAUCGAAAAAAACCCCAAUGUGGCUAUAUACUAUUCUAACCGAAGUUUUGCAUAUAUCAAGACAGAAUGUUUUGGGUAUGCCUUAGCAGAUGCUUCAAAAUCAAUAGAAUUAGAUAAAUCCUAUAUAAAGGGUUACUACAGAAGGGCUACAGCACACAUGUCUUUAGGAAAAUUCAAAGAGGCUUUAAAAGAUUGUGAAUAUGUUACCAAAGUAAGGCCAAAUGAUAAAGAUGCUAGAAUGAAAUACUCAGAAUGUAACAAAAUAGUCAAGAAGAUGGCCUUUGAAAAAGCAAUUGCAGUAGAUGACAAUAAGAAGUGCAUAGCAGAUAGUAUUAAUUUAGAUGCUAUGACUAUUGAAGAUGAAUAUAUUGGUCCUAAACUUGAAGAUAAUAAGAUAACACUUCAGUUUAUGAAAGAUUUAAUGAAAUUCUAUGAAAAUCAAGGAAAACUGCAUAGGAAAUAUGCCUAUAUGAUUUUGUUGGAUAUAAAGACAUAUUUUAUGAAACAGCCCUCCUUAAUAGACAUUCCAAUUGGUGAUGAUGAUAAAUUCACAAUUUGUGGUGAUAUUCAUGGCCAAUUCUAUGAUCUUAUGAAUAUCUUUGACUUGAAUGGUCUUCCUUCAGAGACCAACCCAUAUUUGUUUAAUGGAGACUUUGUAGAUAGGGGAUCAUUUUCAGUUGAAUGUAUAUUCACACUAUUUGGGUUCAAGCUGUUAUAUCCUAAUCAUUUCUUCAUGUCAAGAGGUAAUCAUGAGAGUGCAACUAUGAACCAAAUGUAUGGCUUUGAUGGAGAAGUAAAAGCCAAAUAUACUGCUCAAAUGGCCGAAUUAUUUACUGAAGUUUACAAUUGGCUUCCAUUAGCUCACUGUUUGAAUAAAAGAGUAUUGGUGAUGCACGGAGGCCUGUUCUCGCGCGACGACGUCACCCUCGACGAGAUCCGCCAGCUGGAGCGCAACCGGCAGCCGCCCGAGGACGGGCCGAUGUGCGAGCUGCUGUGGUCGGAUCCGCAGCCGCAGCCGGGUCGGGCGGCCAGCAAACGGGGCGUCGGCUGCCAGUUCGGACCGGACGUGACGCGCGCCUUCCUGGAGCUCAACGGGCUCGAUUAUGUGGUGCGCAGCCACGAGGUGAAGGACGAUGGGUACGAGGUGGCGCACGACGGGAAGUGCAUCACCGUCUUCUCGGCGCCCAACUAUUGUGAUACUAUGGGAAAUCUAGGUGCAUUUAUAAAUUUGAAGGGAAAAGAUAUGAUACCAAAGUUCACCACUUAUAUGGCUGAGCCCCAUCCAGAUGUGAAGCCAAUGGCUUAUGCCAACGCAUUAUCAAGUUUCUUAUGCUAGUACCUGCCCUUUUGUAGUUAAAUUUCGUUUUAGAUUGUCCGAAAUAAUUUAAUCCAGAUAUCAUUAGAUUUAUUGAUAAGACAUUUUUAG
This is a messenger RNA of Phaedon cochleariae (mustard beetle), 1744 nucleotides long. The record is from the annotation of a GenBank genome assembly. NCBI's taxonomy places the organism in Eukaryota, Metazoa, Arthropoda, Insecta, Coleoptera, Chrysomelidae.